This is a messenger RNA of Musca vetustissima, 4713 nucleotides long. It is a transcript of the gene Ac13E, whose product is annotated as adenylate cyclase type 9. The record is from RefSeq and is a predicted model, not a curated record. The coding region runs from base 28 to 4713 and encodes 1561 amino acids. The transcript is spliced from 4 exons. Lineage: Eukaryota; Metazoa; Arthropoda; Insecta; Diptera; Muscidae. Gene Ontology annotation, biological process: adenylate cyclase-activating G protein-coupled receptor signaling pathway; intracellular signal transduction; cyclic nucleotide biosynthetic process. Gene Ontology annotation, molecular function: adenylate cyclase activity.
CGUCGACAAUCAGUCAGCUUCACCGCCAUGCCACCCGGCGUUUUAGCCAAUGACAGUCGUAACAAUUCCACCGAUGACAUACAAAUCGUUUUAGCACCCCACAUACAAACCUAUUUAAGUCAAACGGGUCGUCGUCAUUCCUGUUGCAGCGUCAUGUUACCCGUUGCAUUUGAACGUGCCGCCUCUAAUUCAUGGCUAGAUCCGAAAUUCGAUUCGGCCGUGCUUGAGGGACAAUUCCAGACCAGUGUAUUUUCACAUAUACGAAUGAGAUAUCGAUUUGCCCUCUCCUACAUUCUACUCUGUUCGCUGGCAUGGUUCCUGUAUUUCCUUGUCGAUGGUGGUUCCGAAGAUUUUUGGCGUCCUAUAUCAAGUUCCUUUUCACUGCUAUCGCUAAUAACAAUCAUGGCCAUGUGUUUUACCCACUGGGAUAUGUAUAGGGCAAAUCAUGUUGUCACAUCAGCCCUAACCGCCGCACUCCUGUGUGCCACCUCCCUAGCAUUUCUUACCUAUACGGGAAGGGCUUUUAGUCCCCUGGGACAUUUUGCCAUAUGUCUGGAAAUUGUCCUGCUCAUCUAUACCGCCUUGCCAAUGACACUGUGGCUUAGCGCCCUAAUAGCCAUAACCUACACCGUACUCUUCGAAGUGGUUACCCACAUUGUGGUGGCCGGAAAUGCUGUACAUGGAGCUCAAGAAGAUUUUAGUUAUAAAAUUCUCGUCCUACGAAUUCUAUGCCAUUUUUGUGUCCACCUGGUGGGCUUACAUGUAUUGGUAAUGAAUUUAGUUCGUAUGCGUGGUACAUUUAUGAAGGUCGGUCAGAAUCUCCUAGUCAGACGGCAGUUGGAAAUGGAGAAGCAAUUGAAGGAGAAAAUGAUACAUUCCGUUAUGCCACCCAAGGUGGCGGAUAUGCUGCUCAACGAAGGUGGCAUUGAUGGUAACAACGAUGGUAGUAUAAAGCCGGAAUCCCACUAUAUGCGACCAAGACCCUCCAAUGAUGUCAAAUCGUUAUUUCGUCCCUUCCAUAUGCAUAGCAUGGAUAAUGUCAGUAUCCUCUUCGCUGAUAUUGUCGGUUUCACUCGGAUGUCUUCGACAAAAACCGCCGAGCAGUUGGUGGAAAUUCUUAAUGAUCUCUUUGAACGUUUCGAUAGCCUGUGUACCUUUAAUGGUUGCGAAAAAAUCUCCACAUUGGGUGAUUGUUAUUAUUGUGUAUCGGGGUGCCCAGAACCCCGACCGGAUCAUGCGAUAUGUUGUGUGGAGAUGGGUUUAGGUAUGAUUGAUGCGAUGCGAACAUUUGAUGCUCAACGCCAUGAAGGUGUUAAGAUGCGAGUUGGUGUCCACACCGGCACCGUUUUGUGUGGUAUUGUCGGAACGCGCCGGGUUAAAUUCGAUGUUUGGAGUAAUGAUGUAUCAUUGGCAAAUAAAAUGGAAUCAACAGGUAAACCCGAACAAGUCCAUAUAUCCGAGGUAACGGCCAGUUUUCUGGGGGAAGCUUACUAUCUGGAUGAGGGGGAAGAGGUUUUUGGCCAUCGAACCUACUUUGUGGUGGGCCGCAGAAAAGAUAUCUCCCGAACGAAUAGCAUCUGCCCCAGCAUUCAUGUCAACUCGAACGGCAGCCAUCUCAUGUUACCCGGCAUACAGGGACAAACCGGAUCUCUAUCACACAGUGCUACCAAUAUAUCGGUAAUACAUCCAAAUGUACCCCCUGCAUCUCCGGUGGGUCAGCUGUCAUCCUCCCUCAAUCCUUCACCAGUCCUUUCGAUACGACCAAGACUGACAUCGUUGAGUAUGAAGCUGCGUAAAAAAUCACAAUCACGCGAAUGUGAUAUCGAACGUGGUAUCAUCCAUCCCGCUGCAGCGGGUAUACCACCCGUCAUAGUGUGCCGUGAAAGACCAAAGAUUAUAAUUACAACCAAAAGUCUACCGGGUAGUUUAGAUUCGGAAAACGAUCCAAAUGAGGUGGGUAAUGAGGAGAUUUUGCCCACGGCCAAUGGAAAAUCAAGGCAUUUGGCAAAUGGUUCCUCGGCAGCUGCGGCACGACCGAAGAUACGCCUGAAGGUAUGGAAGGUGCCGAGAUUUUUAAAGAAAUUCGAGGAGAAAACGAAAAUGCAGGACAAGUCUACCAGUACCGAUGUUAGUAUUAGUUUAAUGAGUAAUGGACCAAAGACGCCGACAACGGCAACGGCGACGGGAUCGAAUGAAGAAUCGGUGGCCUUUAUCGAACCAAAUGGCUAUCAACAACUACCGGUGGUAAUUGAAAAUACCAAAUCGAAUCCGAACAUGUUGGAGAUACCACAAAAACCCAUGCUGCAUCAUGUGGCCACCUCAACGGCGAUCUGCUCAAGUGUUAAUCGUUCGCCAGAUGCCAGCUGUUGUUCACCCGGCCAAUAUUCCAUGUUCGAUGACAUCAUUGAUAUACGUUCGUAUAUUAGCCAGUCGAGAAGUGAUAUUUCGCCGUUUGGCCGCUCGGGCAGUUAUCGUUCGCAGUGUGGCCGUAGUGGACAAUCAGAAACUUCUCCUUUGCCGAGACCCAGGGCAGCCACCUUGACGACAAAUAAGGCGGAGGGAGCAGCAGCUGCCUUGGCAUCAGCAGGAGUGGCUUUAACGCCAUCUGGUGGCGGAGGAGGUGCGGGAAAUAAUCCCUGCCAGCCGCUCAUUGUACCGGGAAUCUCCACACCUGCCGCCCCACCCACACACUCACGUAACUCCAGCAUUUGGCCCGAUGGCUUGAGCAUAUGUCCCUCGGCCACCUCCCGCAAAGAUUCCGGCAUCAAAAGUAAUUCCCGCAGAUCUUCCAUACAGCAACAGAUCUAUGCCCUCAACCAGACCGCCAUUAGUACCCACAGGGUAUCGGGCUAUUUUACAAGCUCCACUUCCAGCAUCUCCAAUCUGGGCGAUGCACAAACUUUACCUCAUGUGCCACUACCUCCCUUGCCAUCUUCACAUCCCGGCUCAACGGGUCAGAUUGCUGAUCCGCUGGCCGCUUGUUUACAACAAUUACGCAAACAAUCGGAUCUUCAGCUGAUACGCUGUGUUCGCGAUAAUGCCAAAUCCCAAAGGAGUUAUCUAGUCAAGCCUCCGCUGAGGAGAUUUAGUUUGUAUUUUAAGUCACGGCAGAUGGAGCGAGAUUUUCGUUCGAAGGCCCAUCGGUUUGGCAAUGAAAAUGAAACGGAAGGACCUCCGACGUUGGCCACACCACGGUAUAACACCUACAUUGACAUCUUUGUGGGUCUGGCGGUAUAUUUGUGUAUCUCGAUAUCGCUGUUUUUGAUUACCCCCAACACCAUGACUCCAAGUUUCCGAUUAUGGGUCUCCUUGUUCACGUGCUUUACGGCAAUACAGGUCUUUGCCUUGUUUCUUUUUACCCGGCAAAUGUGUCGGCGGCAAUCGUCACAUACUCGUUCGAAAAUAACAAAUUCCGAAUCGUGUGCGGAUCGUAUAUUCGAGGCCAUUUCCAGCUGGUAUCCUUGGCAUAUCUGCCUGGCCGUUCUCAUGGCCAUGCCGGUGAUUCUGAUUAUAGCCAAUUUCCUGCUAUUGGAUCUAAAUGAAUUGGAGGCUUUUGAAUAUCAUUAUGGGUUCCUGAUAUUCGUUUGCAUCGUGCAUUUUUGUAAUUUCACCCAACUGAACUGUUGGAUGCGGAAUAUUUUAGCCUUUAUGGCAGCCAUGUGUUUUAUCGGCAUUGCCGUAUCCCAGCUACUGGUCUACUCGAAUCGCACCGAUGCCCAUGAAGCCUCUGAAGCCUUACUGAAUGUAACCCACAUCCCUAUUAAUUCCAAGGCUGCUUUGAAUUACAUUAUAGAAGAAAUAAAAUGGUUCCAAGACUAUCAUGUGGAGAUCUAUUUGGAUCUCUUCCUUAUCUUGGUACUCGUCUGGUUUCUAAAUCGUGAAUUUGAAAUUGGCUAUCGUUUGACAUUCUAUGGCAAUGCUGUGGCCAAUCAGGAUAAAAUCCGCGUACAAAAUAUGAAAAAUCAAGCCGAUAUGUUGCUACACAACAUUAUACCCAAACAUGUGGCGGAACAUUUAAAAAAUACCGCCAAAUAUUCGGAAAAUCAUCACAAUGUGGGCAUUAUUUUCGCCUCCAUUGUAAAUUUUAAUGAAAUGUAUGAUGAAAGUUAUUUGGGUGGCAAGGAAUAUCUGCGGGUACUCAACGAACUCAUUGGCGAUUUUGAUGAGCUACUCUCGAGGCCCGAAUUUAAAUGUGUGGAAAAAAUCAAGACAAUUGGUUCCACUUUUAUGGCCGCCAGUGGCCUAGAUCCCAAACAUCGUGGUGAUGGCAAUGAACACAUUCACGCCCUUAUGGAAUUCUCCAUAGCCAUGCAAGGUGUGGUCGACGCCUUCAACAAAGAUCUGUUGGAAUUUAAUUUAAUUUUGCGUAUUGGCUUUAAUGUGGGAGAUGUUACCGCCGGUGUCAUUGGCACCAGUAAACUCCAUUACGACAUCUGGGGUGAUGCCGUCAAUGUGGCAUCACGCAUGGACUCUACCGGCGUUUCGAAUCGUAUCCAGGUGGGUAAAGAUUGUCUACAAUUUUUGGAAGCAAAAUAUGAAUUUGAGCCGCGAGGUAGUGUUUAUGUGAAGGGUAAAGAUAAUAUGGAAGUGUUUCUGUUCACACAACGUAAACCGGAUUUGGUCGGUGACGAUGAUGAUCUGGAUGAAGUGGAUACGGAUCAUCAUGGUGGUGCCUCAUUAUUGGGUGAGAUCAAAAAUGCAAAUGGUAGUUAA